AUAAUUCUCAUACAAUAUUAUACAACCAUAUUUAUACUUGUGUCUAGUUCUUGACAAAAACAAUUUUGCAAAACCAACAAAAAAAAAAUCAAGAUGGAGACACCAAAAUAUGUUAUAGUCAUAGUACUAGCAAUAAGCUUAACGUGUACGAUAACAAUUGCGCAACCAAGCUCAUCGGGGAUUAGUAACGAGUGUACCAAUGUGUUGGUGACCUUAUCACCUUGCUUGAAUUACAUUACCGGAAACUCGUCGACACCCUCGUCCGACUGCUGCACCCAGCUAGGCAGCGUGGUGAGGUCCUCGCCCAAGUGCUUGUGCGAGGUUCUUAAUGGUGGUUCCUCUUUGGCUGCUGGGUUGAAUAUUAAUGCUACACAAGCCUUGACUCUUCCUGCUGCUUGCAAUGUUAAAACUCCUCCUCGUAGCAUUUGUAAUAAUGCCUUAUCUCCAGCAGGAUCUCCAACCGGAAGUCCAACUCCAGGUGGGUCCAAAACAACCCCAACGACAGGUGAUUCAUCAAAUGCAAACAUGUCAAAAUUAACAGCUAUUCCAAUGUUGUUAGCCAUCUUAUACGUAACAUCGCGUGCUCUGGCUUUUUAAUGCUUCUGAUUCGGGUCGGGUAUUGUUUUCGUGGGCUUCUAAGCCUAUCAUUUUCAUGUGCUCUUUUAAUAUUUUUGUACCACAUUUAUUUUGUUUUGAGUGGAUUGAAUGAUUUUCUUUGUAUAAUACAAAUUUUGAGGUGUAAUAAAAUAUAUUUUUGUUUGUCAAUGGAUAUUUCUUUCG
Messenger RNA from Amaranthus tricolor (Joseph's coat), 780 nucleotides. RefSeq names its product non-specific lipid transfer protein GPI-anchored 5-like. Bases 94 to 597 code for a protein of 167 amino acids. NCBI's taxonomy places the organism in Eukaryota, Viridiplantae, Streptophyta, Magnoliopsida, Caryophyllales, Amaranthaceae. Gene Ontology annotation, molecular function: lipid binding. The record is from RefSeq and is a predicted model, not a curated record. The transcript is spliced from 3 exons. Gene Ontology annotation, biological process: lipid transport.